Messenger RNA from Candoia aspera, 2830 nucleotides. It is a transcript of the gene PPM1E, whose product is annotated as protein phosphatase, Mg2+/Mn2+ dependent 1E. Gene Ontology annotation, cellular component: nucleus. Gene Ontology annotation, molecular function: cation binding; protein serine/threonine phosphatase activity. The record is from RefSeq and is a predicted model, not a curated record. Gene Ontology annotation, biological process: protein dephosphorylation; negative regulation of protein kinase activity. Lineage: Eukaryota; Metazoa; Chordata; Lepidosauria; Squamata; Candoiidae. The transcript is spliced from 7 exons. Bases 72 to 2459 code for a protein of 795 amino acids.
GGCGGGCAGGCGCGCGCGCGCUCUCGCUCUCCGGCUCUCCGUCGGUGGCUGCCGGCCGGGCGUGCGGAGCGAUGGCCGCGGGCGGCCCCUGCAGCGCGGAGGAGAGGACCUACCGCCGCUUCCUGGAGGCUUUCCUGGGCGAGUUCCGCGGACCCUUCGAGGCGGCCGAGAGCGAGGCGCCCGCGUCGCCCUCCUCCGCCUCCUCCGCCUCCUCCUCCGCGGGCGGCGGGGCGGCGGGCGAAGGCGCGGCGGCGGCGGCGGCGGGGCGCGGAGCAGCCGAAGGAGACGGGGACGGAGGGGCCGCCGGGGAAGAGCCGCCGCCUGGCGGGGACGGAGAAGCCGCCGCCGCCGCCGAGGAGGUAGCGGAGGAGGAGGAUGCCGAGGAUGCCGCCGCCGCCGCCGCCGCCGCCCGGGGGGACGAGGAGGAGGAGGAGGAGGGCGCCGGCCAGGACGGAGGCAGCCCGCCCGGGGAAGCCGAGCCCGAAGAGGCUCCUCCGGCGGAGCCCGCGCCGCCGCCGCCCGCUCCGCCGCCUGCCCGCCCGGCCAGCCCGUGCCCGCCCGCCCCGCCGCCGCUGCCCUCGCUGCCCCGGCCGCUCUCGGAGCACAUCACGGAGGAGGAGGUGGAGGGCGAGUGCCUGGAUCUCUGCCUCCAGCAGCUCUACAAGUAUAAUUGCCCCUCCCUUCUGGCAGCAGCUUUAGCCCGUGCAACGGCAGAUGAAGUUCUGCAGAGUGACCUCUCCAGCCAUUACCUGCCCAAGCAUGCAGACAGCCCGGACGGGAUCAUACAGGUGGAGACAGAGAAAUUGGCUCGCACCGUGUUCAGCAAGCUCCACCACAUUUGCAGCACCUGGGUGAAGGACUUCCCACUUCAGCAGAAGCCACACCGUUACUAUGAAACGUCAAUCCAUGCCAUUAAGAACAUGCGCCGCAAGAUGGAGGACAAACACGUCUGCAUCCCAGACUUUAACACGCUCUUCAACCUUGAGGAUCAAGAGGAGCAGGCCUAUUUUGCAGUGUUCGAUGGCCAUGGAGGAGUGGAUGCUGCCAUCUAUGCCUCCAUUCACCUGCAUGUAAACCUGGUGCACCAAGAGAUGUUUCAGCACGAUCCUGCUGAAGCGCUCUGCAAAGCCUUCCGGGUGACCGACGAGCGCUUUGUGCAGAAAGCAGCCAGAGAGAGCUUGCGAUGCGGGACCACGGGUGUCGUGACGUUCAUCCGAGGGAGCGUGUUACAUGUGGCAUGGCUGGGGGACUCUCAAGUAAUGCUUGUGAAGAGGGGCCAAGCGGUAGAACUGAUGAAGCCUCAUAAACCAGACCGGGAGGAUGAGAAGAAACGCAUCGAGGCCCUUGGAGGCUGUGUGGUCUGGUUUGGGGCAUGGCGCGUCAACGGAAGUCUGUCUGUCUCCAGAGCCAUUGGUGACGCGGAGCACAAGCCAUACAUCUGUGGGGAUGCGGAUUCUGGCUCCACAGUGCUCGAUGGAUCAGAAGACUACCUCAUUCUAGCCUGUGAUGGCUUCUACGACACAGUGAAUCCUGACGAGGCUGUCAAGGUGGUGGCCGACCACCUGAAGGAGAACAAUGGGGACAGCAGCAUGGUGGCACACAAGUUAGUGGCUUCUGCUCGAGACGCUGGCUCUAGUGACAACAUCACUGUCAUUGUGGUCUUUCUCAGGGACAUGAGUACAGCUGUCAGUGUCAGCGAGGAGUCCGAGUGGACAGAGAACUCUUUCCAAGGCGGGCAAGAGGACAGCGGAGACGAUCAAGAAAACCACGGAGACUGCAAGCGGCAGUGGCCUCAGCACCAGGUCUCGGCACCUGCUGAUCUAGGAUACGAUGGGAGAGUGGAUUCUUUCACAGACAGAACUACCUUGAGCGCAGGUUCCGGCAUCAACGUAUUAGAAGAUCCAGGCCGUUUAGACCCGAGGAAAACGGAAGCUGGCAAACUUCACAGUGCCAAACGCCUUUCCCCAGAUCAAGUGUUCAGUGCUGGCGUACCAAAGAGGGCAAUUUUGAGUAAAAGCGUAUUGGAAGGGAGCAAGACGGGGGCUGACGCUUCUGCAGAUUCCGUUGGUUUGGGCUCUACGGGCCCAGGUGAGUGCGGCGCAGUGGUGGAGUCCCCUAUCCCCGCUGGGCCUGAAGGCAAGUGGUUCAAGUCAUGGGGAAGAAGAGCUUCCAUUUUCUCUCACGUCCAUUUCUGCGGUGUGGAGCAGUGGCGGCGACUAGCUAGACUGAAGCCGAAGCUUCGUGGGCUUCUCUUUGAGCAGAGGCCACCUUCCUGCACAGAAGGUUUAGCUCUCUGCUCACCUGACCACCUAAAUGGCCGCAGGGACAAGUUCCUAAGAAGCCAUCCUGGGCAAGCUUCCACUGGCUGCCACCAAGGCCACGGUGAGGGUAUUUUCUUGAUGCUGAGGCCAAGUCCCGGUAUACCAGACCCGUGGCUGCUGUGGAGUUGUAAAAAAUAACACGUUCCUUUGUAGUUUCCUUUUUCCUUCAAUAGGCUAGACACUCACAGAAUUAGAAGUAAUUAAGAGUGAGCAUUUCAGAAUUAGGAGAUUGCAGAAGGCUCUGCUCACGUACAUAAAUCCUAGGAAUAAAAGUGUCUGUCUCCAAAAUGGAAGGAAAAAAAAAGAAGGACUGGCACACCAGUCUCCCUAGGAACUUCCUGGACACACUUAAUCUCUCUCCCUCUCGUGUACAAACACACACGGAUCUAUAUGUACUCUGUGUAGCUUCAUUUCUUCGUGGGAACUGGAUAUUCUUAUUGACUCACUGGACAAGACAGGAAAGUGCCAUUAAAAGAAUUUGCAAAAAAAGAAAGAAAGAAAGAAAGAAA